ACUGCAAGCAUGGCCACUCCGUCAGACAGCCCCGUGGAGGAGGUGAUGUUCGAAAUCGAACCGUCCAGGGUGCCCAAACCUAUACCCGUGGCACUCGAGGACCUCUGCAGAUUGACUAAGUUCACCAGACAAGAAAUAAGGAUUAUGUACAGAGGAUUCAAAACGGAGUGUCCCGAGGGUGUAGUUCACGAAGAUAGUUUUAAGGAGAUUUAUUCCAAGUUUUUUCCACACGGAAAUGCCAGUUUAUAUGCACAUUACGUGUUCAAGGCCUUUGAUGUCAACUGUAAUGGGGCAAUUAGUUUCAGGGAUUUACUUAUAACCCUCUCCACACUGUUACGAGGGUCAGUGUACGAACGACUUCGAUGGACUUUCAAAUUGUACGACGUCAACGGCGAUGGUUGCAUAAGUCGAGGAGAAUUGUCCGAAAUUGUCGUCGCUGUCCACGAACUGAUGGGUCGUCGAGCACAUCAGGUGGAGGAUGAUCGCAAGGCCCGAGAACAAAUAGACAGAGUCUUCCGAAAAUUAGACCUCAACCAGGACGGAGUCAUCACUAUAGAAGAAUUUAUGGAAUCGUGCCUCAAGGACGAUGUUAUCACCAGGUCGCUACAGAUGUUCGACGUAGUGCUAUGAUAAUCGUGGAGUUCGUUGCCAAUGACUUUUGACGGAUAUGAAGAAACAAUAUGGACAAUUUGAUCGAACAUUGAACGUGGUGUAGUGCUUAUAACGCUUGGGGUGGAAAAUGUAUUGUUCUAGAA
Molecule: messenger RNA, 755 nt
Organism: Anoplophora glabripennis (Asian longhorned beetle)
Lineage: Eukaryota; Metazoa; Arthropoda; Insecta; Coleoptera; Cerambycidae
Product: Kv channel-interacting protein 1
Exons: 5
Coding region: 10-630 (206 amino acids)
Molecular function (GO): calcium ion binding
Source: RefSeq, a predicted model, not a curated record